GCAGUCGGGCGCUCAUUGGCCAAGCGGUGUACUGGCAUUUGAAUGUGUCCGUAUGAUCGAUGUGAGAAUUCUGGCCGAGGCGGAGAUGAGAGCGGGCGAGAGGUUGGAGGCAGCAGCAAGAUGGCGUACCAGACCUUCCGGCAGGAGUACAUGCAGAUUCCCCCGGUGACCCGCUCCUACACCACGGCCUGCGUGCUCACUACCGCUGUAGUGCAAUUAGAACUCAUAACACCAUUUCAGCUAUACUUUAACCCAGAAUUGAUAUUUAGACACUAUCAGGUAUGGCGACUAAUAACAAACUUCUUGUUUUUUGGGCCAGUUGGAUUUAAUUUUUUAUUUAAUAUGAUUUUUCUAUACAGAUACUGUCGGAUGCUUGAAGAAGGAUCUUUCCGAGGUCGCACAGCAGAUUUUGUAUUUAUGUUCCUUUUUGGUGGCCUUCUAAUGGCUAUCUUUGGUCUAUUUGUCAAUUUGGUGUUCCUAGGCCAAGCUUUUACAAUAAUGCUUGUGUAUGUGUGGAGCAGAAGGAAUCCUUAUGUUCGGAUGAACUUUUUUGGGCUUCUCAAUUUCCAGGCUCCAUUCCUUCCAUGGGUUCUCAUGGGCUUCUCACUGUUGCUGGGGAAUUCCAUCAUUGUGGACCUCUUGGGUAUAGCAGUUGGGCACAUCUAUUUCUUUCUAGAGGAUGUGUUCCCUAACCAACCUGGAGGCGGAAGAAUUCUUAAGACCCCAUAUAUUUUGAAAGCAAUAUUUGAUACUCCAGACGAAGACCCAAAUUACAACCCACUGCCAGAAGAUCGUCCUGGGGGUUUUGCUUGGGGAGAAGGACAACGGCUUGGAGGUUAAUAAAACAGAUGUCCAGGGAAACAUGGCUAUUGGGAGCUGAACUUUUUUUUAUAACUUCUGGAAUGCACAUUGUCCCUGUUUUCAGAGCUAACGUUUCAGUUCUCCAGAACAGGAAGCACUUUAUAAUCCAUUCAAUGACCCAAGGAAACUUUAAUUUUCCCACCAGUGCCUCUGAGUUGAGGUUUUGUUUGCAUUGGUACUUGAAGCUCUUGGACCCAAGGACACAAAAACUGGAAAUGGGGAAACCAGUGCUUGCCAACUGGACUGUGCAGAAUUCUGUAUUGCUUCUUAACAGUUGGUGUGUGUUUAUUAGUAUUUUCCUUUUUAAUAUGUAUGGAAUUUAUUGCUGUUUGCAAGCACAGACGCGAAGUGUUGAUACUGUAAGUCUGUGCCAGUGUCCCCCUCACAAAUAAUGCACAAAAUAGGGUGGCGUAACUCCAACAACCAUUCCUCUGCUGUGUAAUUUAAAAUGCAAUGCAGAUUUUUUUUUUUUUUUUUUUUUUUUUUUUACACACACACAUUAAUAGUAACAAACUAUGCACUGUUUAAACAGUGGGAUAUAAAAUCUGCAAUGUUUUCUGAAUUUAUAGGUUAUACUAUAAUAAGGUUUCAUCAUCAAAAUGUCACAAUUUCUAUCUUCUUUUUGGAUUUAUGUGAGAUAAUGGAGGCGUAUGAUGGUGGCCUAAUAACCACAUUGGGGAACAUGUAUGAGCAGUUUUUAAUGUGUGCAAUAAAUCCUUUUAAGUUGU
This is a messenger RNA of Pseudophryne corroboree (corroboree frog), 1589 nucleotides long. It is a transcript of the gene DERL2, whose product is annotated as derlin 2. Gene Ontology annotation, molecular function: ubiquitin-specific protease binding; misfolded protein binding. Gene Ontology annotation, biological process: endoplasmic reticulum unfolded protein response. Bases 43 to 840 code for a protein of 265 amino acids. The record is from RefSeq and is a predicted model, not a curated record. The transcript is spliced from 7 exons. Lineage: Eukaryota; Metazoa; Chordata; Amphibia; Anura; Myobatrachidae. Gene Ontology annotation, cellular component: endoplasmic reticulum membrane; Hrd1p ubiquitin ligase ERAD-L complex.